AUGCGAGGAGGAUGGUUCACCGCAGUCACCCUCGAGGAUCCAGACCAGUUCAAACAUGUCGAGACUGCCAAUGUGAAUGAUCAAGAUGAGGGCUUUAGUGGUGAAGCUAAUGAAGAGGGAACGUCCAAGCCUGCAUUAUUAAUUGAAGAUCUUGCUAAAGAGGGAACUGUUGAAGUGAAGUUGGAAGAGGAGCUCAAUGAUGUUGCUCUUGAAAUGGACGAUGUAGGAGACAAGCAGGAUGCAUCGGUCGAAGCGGCCUUGCUUCCUACUGCCGCAUUUGAAAAAGAUGGUGAGCUGGCAGCAGAUGCAGAACUGGAGGUUCUGGAGGGUAUAUUCAACAAAUUCUCAAUUGUUGAGCCAGAGGAAUUUGACUCACCAAUUGUGGAAGAUAAGCAUUCUAGGCGAUUGAGCUGCAUUGGUGCGGGAGAUAGUUGCAAUUCCGCCAGUAAGAUGAGCAGAUCACGCAGCAUGGAUGCUUCAUCCGAUUUUGUUGCUAAUGAGUUUUUGGAUAUGCUUGGGAUAGCACAUAGCCCAUUUGGGGUAACCUCAGAUAGUGAUCCCGAGUCACCAAGAGAGCGGCUUUGGAAGCAGUUUGAAAAGGAAGCUCUAGAAUCUGGGGACUGUAUUCUUGGUUUGGAUUUCGAAGAUGAGGUGGAAGAACCUAGUUGUGAAGAUGUUGCAGAGGAUUUCGAUCUCUCCACAAUCAUACGCGAGGCUGAACUUGAGCUGCAGAAUGUAGUUCCGCCCAUAGACACCACAUUUAGAGCCAAGUCACUGGAAGACGAGGAAACUGAAGCUUUGAUGCGUCAAUUUGGGCUAAAUGAGAAGUCCUUCCAGUCUUCUCCACCUGGGAGUAGAAGUGGGUUUGGUAGCCCCAUUGCCCUCCCACCUGAGCAGCCCCUUGAGUUGCCACCUUUGGCUGAUGGUUUGGGCCCAUUUAUUCAGACAGAGGAUGGUGGAUUUCUGCGGUCGAUGAAUCCAGUUCUUUUCAAGAAUGCAAAGAACAAUUGUAGCUUGGUCAUGCAGGCUUCUUCUCCAAUCGUACUGCCAGCAGAAAUGGGCUCUGGAAUUAUGGAGAUAUUGCAUGGUCUAGCUUCAGUUGGAAUCGAAAAGCUAUCAAUGCAAGCAAACAAACUUAUGCCCUUAGAAGAUGUCAAUGGCAAAAUGAUGCAGCAGCUUGCAUGGGAGGCUUCUCCUGCUCUAGAGUCUUCAGGAAGAUAUGACCUACUGGAGAAUCAUAGUUUUGAUGCGUUGGCAGCAGGGGCCAGCAAUGCUGCUUUGGGAAAGAAGAAGAAGAAAGAAAGAGGUGCUGAUCUGUCAUCAUCAUUGGGUGCGAUAAGUGCUUCAGAAUAUGUUUCACUUGAGGAUCUUGCUCCAUUAGCUAUGGAAAAGAUUGAAGCCCUUUCUAUUGAGGGUCUGAGGAUACAGUCUGGCAUGUCCGAAGAAGAGGCACCAUCCAAUAUCAGUGCCCACCCUAUUGGAGAAAUUUCAUCUCUACAAGGAAAGUCCGCAGAGAAUACUUUGUCACUUGGUUUGGAAGGAACUGCAGGAUUGCAGCUUCUGGAUGUUAAACAAGCUGGUGGUGAUGUUGAUGGAUUAAUGGGCUUAUCGAUCACUCUAGAUGAGUGGAUGAGGCUUGAUUCCGGAGUAGUGGAUGAAGAGGAGCAGUUCAGUGACCGUACAUCGAAAAUACUUGCUGCCCACCAUGCCAAACCAACGGACCUACUUGGUGAAGGCCAGACUGCAGACAAAAAGAGCAGGAGAUCUGGUAGAAGAUGGGGUUUGUUGGGGAACAACUUCACAGUUGCUCUCAUGGUUCAAUUGCGUGACCCGCUACGUAACUACGAGCCAGUUGGCACACCGAUGCUUUCUUUGAUUCAAGUUGAGAGGGUUUUUAUUCCCCCAAAGCCCAAGAUAUACAGCACCGUUUCAGAGAAAGGUAACAGUGAGCAAGAUUAUGAGGAGCCCAAUCCUGAGCAGGUUCUUGAUAAAGUAUCGGUCGAUGAAGAAAAGAUAGAGGAAGACUCUGUUCCCCAAUUUAAAGUCACAGAAGUGCAUGUGGCCGGUUUUAAGAGUGAGCCUGAGAAGACAAAACCGUGGGCUAAUCAAACACAGCAGCAAUCUGGUUCGAGAUGGCUGCUAGGAGCUGGCAUGGGCAAGGGCAGCAAGCAUCCUCUGAUGAAAUCGAAAGCCACUGCAAAGGCCACGAAAGACGCAGCUGUUCAGCAAGGAGACACCCUGUGGAGCAUUUCUUCACGUGUUCAUGGAGCAGGGACAAGAUGGGGCGAGUUAACAGGAUCUAAGCGGAACCCUAAUAUCCUCCUCCAGAAGGAUAAGAGAUUCCGGUGA
This is a messenger RNA of Triticum turgidum subsp. durum (durum wheat), 2349 nucleotides long. NCBI's taxonomy places the organism in Eukaryota, Viridiplantae, Streptophyta, Magnoliopsida, Poales, Poaceae. The record is from the annotation of a GenBank genome assembly.